CCUCAGGACAGACUAGGACUACUCAAUGAUGCCUUUGCUUUAGCUAGGGCUGGUGUUGGCAGUACUGUUGAGGUACUUCGUCUCUUAAAGUCUUUCUCUUCCGAGACUAAUUUCACCGUUUGGCAGAAUCUUGUCUCUAAUUUGUCUCUGCUUGAGAGAUUGGCCAAUUAUUCUGAUUUCUCUGCCGAGUUCAAUUCUUAUGCUCAGAGUCUCUUCACUGACGUUGUAUCAAGGCUAGGCUGGGAUCAAAAAGACUCCGACACUCCUCUUGACAAGAUGCUGCGUGGGAUGGUCCUGAAGCAGUACUGUAACUAUGGAAACAAGGAAGCAGUGGCUGAGGCUCAGCGUCGUUUCGCUGCUCAUGUCAAUAAGACCUCAUUAAUCCCGUCAGACCUCAAGGACCUUGUCUUUGGUACUUGCAUGGCCAACGGUAAUGAUGAAACCUUUGAUCAAUUGGUUAAGUUUCAUGAUGAGACUGAUGACAGUGAUGAACGCAGUCGUAUUUAUCGUGUCCUUGGACGAGGAAAGACGGAGCCACUGGUCAAGAGAUGUCUGGAGUUAGGACUAUCGGAUAAAGUAAGGAAUCAGGAUGCCUGGGGACCUAUUGCCUCAGCUGCUGGUGGAAGUCGUUUGGGCCGCAAUCUAACUUGGCAGUUUAUGAAGGAGAACUGGGAGACAUACCAGAAAAAGUUUCAAGGAAGCUUCCUUCUCUCAAGAGUCAUUGAGAUUGUUACUAUUGGUUUUAUUGGUGAAGACAAAGCUGUCGAAGUUGACGAGUUCUUCAAAGCAAACCCUGUACCGGUUGCUGAGCGUGCAAUACGUCAGAGCUUAGAGGCAAUACGUAACAACACUCAAUGGCUGAAGAGAGAUGAAGCCUCCAUUAGGGAGUGGCUUAAGAAAGAAACCCAAUCUUAGAGACACUUAUAAAUCAUUGUGUGUAUGUAGGACUUGCCUAUACAAUUGAUGCUGCUUGAUUUAAAAAAUAAUAAUUUCUAAAAAA
Molecule: messenger RNA, 1000 nt
Organism: Amphimedon queenslandica
Lineage: Eukaryota; Metazoa; Porifera; Demospongiae; Haplosclerida; Niphatidae
Product: puromycin-sensitive aminopeptidase-like
Exons: 7
Biological process (GO): peptide catabolic process; proteolysis
Cellular component (GO): membrane; cytoplasm
Molecular function (GO): zinc ion binding; metalloaminopeptidase activity; peptide binding
Source: RefSeq, a predicted model, not a curated record